UUAAAAAGACGUAUAACACUAUUAAAUAGUGUAUUAAAAAUUAAAAGUUAUGGAACAAUUUAUUAAAACAGAAAUAAAGGCCAUUGUGGCCGAAGGUGCGUUCGGUAAAAAUUGUAACUUAGUGUCGUUCAACGUGUAUAAUGAUAUAAUUGAAAAAAAAGAGUGGAAGUAUAAUGCUAUAUUUGGGGACAUUGUCACAUCAGACAAUAUCUAUUACUCCGUUUUGAUCAAGUUAAAAAAUCGAGAUCAAAUGAUACGCGUAAGUUCUGAAUGCGAUAUGCUAUUCCAUAAUGAGUUAUACUUUUAUGAAAAGAUCAUCCCAUUCUUAAUGGAGUGUCGUGGCCCUUUAGUAAAUGAUGUAAAUGCUUUAUCAUUACCACGGUUUUUUUAUGGCCGUAACAAAGGUGGUGAAUUAGCGGAAAAGGAUUUAAUUAUUUUCGAAAAUGUAAAUACCUUAGGCUAUCGUUAUAGCAAAGACCAGCUGUUCAUAGAUAAGGAUCAUUUAAUCGUCGCACUUCAGGCUAUCGCAAAGUUUCACGGGCUUUCUUACAUAGCCAAACACAAGAAUGCCGACAGAUUUCGGGACUUCGUCGCCGACGUUCAGGACACGCAGUCCGACGCCAACGGGCACUGGAUAGCCCAGAACGACCUGUUGAAGAGAAUAGGAAAACGCGGAGUGGACCGACUGCUGAAGCGGAGUGGGGAACGGUACCGGGACAACGCUCAGUUGCGCCGGCUGAACAGGCUGUUCGACGACGCGGCGGGCACGCUGCGGACCGGGUCGGAUGGCCGCGAACCGCUGUCCGUCCUGUGCCACGGCGACUAUUGCCGCGCAUCCAUGAUGUUCCAGUACGACGAGAGCGGACUUCCGUUCGACGCGCUCAUCAUGGACUUCUUCGAUGUGCAUUACGGGUCGCCCGCGCUGGAUCUGUCGCUGUUCCUGUACACGGCCGCUUCGCAGCGAACGCGCCGGACGUGCUUGGACGAACUGUUGGACGCGUACUGUGCCGCGCUCGCCGCCGCCGUCCCGCCCGCCGUCCGCGUCCCGGAUCGCGCCGAACUGGACGCCGAGAUGGCCACGUGCGCUAUCGUUGGAUUCGCGAGAGCGUCGUUCAUUUUGUGCUACAGGCUGCGGGAUAACAGCGAUCCGUCGCUGGACUCAGUGGCGACCAGCGACGACCCGGUGGACUACUUUUUGGCGUUGGGCGGCGAUGCAGGCACCGACUGUAUAGCCGACUUGGUACAACAUUUGAUCGACAUGGCGUAUACGCAGCCUUGUAAUGCCCUCGGGUAAAAACUAUUCAAAUCGUUUUUAAAGACCUAAAUAAUAUGUAUACGUAAACAGUUUCAAAGAAAGUGCCUAUCUAUUAUUUGAACGCGGUAUUUUAAAUAUAUUCCCAAAGUCUUAGAAAUGAAUUAAUGAAUUAAUGAAAUACUGAUUUUUAAAUUAUUCCUUCUAAUUAUAUAAUAUGUUAUUUUUUAAUUU
Molecule: messenger RNA, 1486 nt
Organism: Rhopalosiphum maidis (corn leaf aphid)
Lineage: Eukaryota; Metazoa; Arthropoda; Insecta; Hemiptera; Aphididae
Exons: 2
Coding region: 50-1294 (414 amino acids)
Source: RefSeq, a predicted model, not a curated record